CUCCAGCGCACACCACAGCACGUGUACUUCUGCGGGCCACUAUGAACGCAACGUCGCCGCACAAUUCCGCUACUGGCACAAGCACGACAGAAGAAAAACAACCCGCGGGUGCUAUAAACAAGACUCUCGCCGGAACUAUUUCACAAACUUCAUGCUCGAACGCGAACAUGGGAUCAGCGUCGGCAGUAAGCCCAGGCGCUGUGAGUAAAGCAAUUUCCAAACGGACGCCGAAGGUGGAUGAUUUAUUCACAGUAUCGGGACACCUGUUGAAAGCAUUUCCUGAUGAUGAUCUUAAUGAGAAAGUGGCCGAGGUUCAAGGCAGGAGGGGUGUUAAUCACAAUGACAACGCUAGUACACGCAGCAUUAGUAGUCGGGCCAGCAAAGUUAGUUCCACAUUGGAUGCUAUACGAGCUGUACCUACGAGCACAAGCCUUGGUGAUAAAGAAGCUUCACGCUCAUACACAGACGACUCGGGUGGAGAUGUCAUAGGCAUACUUGCCGUACAAACCAAUUUCGAGGCUGAAUGCGAGAAGAAUAGCUUGACAGGCAAAAGUCUGGCUGUGGGGAGUGUGCUCAGCCGGAUAUCAGGCCGGGCCAGAGAUGGGAAGAUGGCUAUGAAUGGUACUCGACUGCACCCCCACCCCGCGGUUUGGGGUCCCAUCAAUGUCAAGAACCUAAAGCCUGGUAGUGAGGUGUUGUACUGUACGUGUGGUCUAUCACGGAGCCAGCCGUUCUGUGAUUGGAGUCAUGUAGGUACGGGUUUCAAACCGUUGGAGUGGACUGUGCCGGGUAGGAAAGACAGCAGCGUGGGCUGCAAGGCUCUGAAGUUGUGCGGCGCUCAGAGGAGUCAGGCCAUGUUUAGCUUGUGUGGCUGCAAACAAACAAGGACGCCGCCCUUCUGCGACGCCAGUCACACAUCGGUAGCACACGAGGUCAAUGUGAGGCAAAAACAAUGCCCCAACAACCAUGAAGAGAUCAAAAAGCUCUGCACCGACUGUGGGUCCGACUGUCGAGACCCGGGCCUGGUAUGGUAGUAGGUAUGGUAGUACAGUAUUCAUAUUAGCCACGUGAGUUUGUAAGUAGUAGGUAGGAUAGGGGAUAAGCGGGUGUGCCAAAGUACGGCUCCUCGGUGUGUUGAGACCGCAGUUGGCAUGGAGAUGCGGGGGUAUAUAUAUAUAUAUAGAACCACGGGACGUACCCGGCCCACCGUUGGAGUAUGGUACGCUUAACUUACGUUCACGCGUACAAGACGGUGUAACUGGCGACGAAGCACGGUGCGUGUGCUAGCUGUCAACGACCUCAAGCACAUACGCCCAAUGUCACCUCAUAGAUGCGUUAAACGUAUGUCGUUUGAGCGCAUGGCCCAUUGGUACAGUGGGGGUGGUGGUUGUAUGUACAGUACCCGAAUGAUAGGUAGCAGGUGUACAAGCAUAUACAGUUGACAGAUUAGCCUGUGGAUGAUAUCUGUAACCCACUGUAACCCACACAAGGAUACGAACACGCACGUUUGCUUCACCCCCAAGACAAUGCAUCUCAUAAGGGGAAUGAGCGUCACCGAUGUUGUAGAACGACUUAUAUCACCACAAGCCUCGUGGCUCGUGUACGAUGGUGCGAGAUGAGCUUGCUUCGCGCAAGACAAAGCAUCUCAUGAGGGGAAGGAGUGUCAUCGAUGUUGUAGGGUGACCUAUAUCACCACAAGUCUCGUUGCUGUUGUGUACGAUUGUGCGAGAUGAGCUUGCUUCACCCAAGAAAAAGCAUCUCACAAGAGGAAUGAGUGUCACCGAUGUUGUAGGGCGACCUAUAUCGCCACAAGUGUCGUGGCUAAGCCCCGGAAUCGAUCGUGCGUGAUUUCAUCAUCACCAGCGUGAGUCCGUUCCGUGAUCCCCCCACUCUUCACUCGUGUGUAGGAGUGUAGGUAGACAUCUAGAUCUAGAGAGGUAGGCCAAUAUAAGUAUGAGUCAUUCAUUUGUAGGAACACUCCGAAGUACACUGCAACAGGUUCCGAUGUAUCCCGGAAUUUAUAGCCUGGGUUCUGGCGCGUUAAGAUAGAUAUAUUAAAAUUAGAUACGUAUCAGCACACACGGGGCAUCCGUGGACAUGCAUAGCCUAGUCAGUCAAUACGUUCGCAUGUACUCCCCUGGUAUGUUUGCGUCCUUACAGCCUUACUAUCGUGUUGUGCAUAUAUUGCUGCGACUGUUCCACGUAUUUAGAUAGUUGUGUCUGGUACUGUUGUAGUCCAUUUUGCCCCAUACAACACAGCAGAAUACAAAAUACCACUACCAAAGUAAGUGCAGUUUGCGUACCUGGGCUACGCAACUAGCGGCCCUCGAGGAUGUAUAUAUAUAUAUAUUGUGCGAGGUAAAAUGGUUUCUUCACCAAUCAUGUGGUAGCGGGAGAUAUUUCUCCUUUUUCAGAUAGGCAGCAUUGACCAUUCCCAGCUCAUUAAAUAUAAAUAUAUUCACAAUAAAGCCGACGAU
This is a messenger RNA of Sphaeroforma arctica JP610, 2477 nucleotides long. RefSeq lists its product as hypothetical. The record is from RefSeq and is a predicted model, not a curated record. Gene Ontology annotation, cellular component: intracellular membrane-bounded organelle. NCBI's taxonomy places the organism in Eukaryota, Ichthyosporea, Ichthyophonida. The coding region runs from base 42 to 1034 and encodes 330 amino acids. The transcript has 2 exons. Gene Ontology annotation, molecular function: 2 iron, 2 sulfur cluster binding.